UUUCUUUUCUUCUCGAGAUUUUUAUUUAAAUAUUUUAAACAAUGGAAUCUGAUACUAUUGAUGAAGGGGUACAAGCAGAUCUCCCAGAACCAGACAACGAAGAGGAUCAACUUAAAAUAAGACCACUCGAACGUAUAAAACUUCAUCCAAAGGUUCCCAUAGAAAAAUCUGCAUACGGGAAAGGAAAGAAUUUUAGCAGAGACUGGAUUCUUCAGGAUGGGAGAGAAGUUCCUGCCAAAGGCAGUGAAAUGCGCGAUAGCUUUUCAGUUCCUAAAAAACCCAAACAUGGCGAAGGCAUUCGCAAAAGGAUGUUGACCGAUUUCUUUUGGGAGCAAAUGCUGGACGAAGUGAUUGAAGAAUUAGCCACCUCGCAGCCAGUGGUCGAAUACUGCUCCGAGUACGACGCCAACUACAUACGAGACAAUUUUGAACCACGCAAUUUAGAAGUUACUGCCGACAAAAAUAUGCAUCUCAAGUAUCCACUUUAUGGAACUGGAUCUAGUGCAAUCACGUAUUAUAGUGAAUCUAUAAAGAAGACUGGCCCUGGAGAAAUAUUGGAAAAAUUCCGCCGGUGCCAAUAUUUCACGAAACCAAUGGAAGAGAGAUUGGAUAAUGGCUGGGUUUUGUAAUUUUGCGUGCGUUUACAUUUAUUAUUUACGGUGUGCAAAUUAAAAUGCUUGUCUUUAAAUGAAAAUAUAUUUCAUUAGUAAUAAAUAAUGGUUUUUGAAUUCAAUAGC
This is a messenger RNA of Ostrinia nubilalis (European corn borer), 737 nucleotides long. RefSeq lists its product as uncharacterized. The transcript has 4 exons. NCBI's taxonomy places the organism in Eukaryota, Metazoa, Arthropoda, Insecta, Lepidoptera, Crambidae. Bases 42 to 629 code for a protein of 195 amino acids. The record is from RefSeq and is a predicted model, not a curated record.